Theobroma cacao (cacao) is the source of this 2141-nucleotide messenger RNA. RefSeq names its product protein CORTICAL MICROTUBULE DISORDERING 6. NCBI's taxonomy places the organism in Eukaryota, Viridiplantae, Streptophyta, Magnoliopsida, Malvales, Malvaceae. The record is from RefSeq and is a predicted model, not a curated record.
UUUUCUUUUGGGUUCAAGAAAUAUGGAAACUCUGCAUUCUGGGGUCAUUUUGAAACUUCUUGAAGACAUGGGUAUUGAAGAGAGAACAGUUACUGAUGAUUGUGAUGUUUGUAAGAAGCCUGCGUUGUUACAGAUUAGAAGCAUAAUUCCUGUGUUGGCAGAAGGUGAUCUUUGGCCUAAACAAGGUUUUUUCAUGAAAGUUUCGGAUGCAACGCAUGCUAUGUAUGUUUCUUUGUCCCAAGAAGAAGAUGAGAUGGUUCUAUGUAACAAGUUGCAACUUGGGCAGUUCAUAUACGUGGAGAAAUUGGAGGUAGCCUAUCCAGUGCCAGUGCUUAAAGGGGUAAGGCCAAUUCCAGGGAGACAGCCUUGCGAUGGGGAUCCCAAAGAUCUUGUCGGCAUUGACAUCAUGGAAAAGUUUGGUGGAGCGUCGAAAUUGCUGAUGCAAGACAGAAAUUCUGUGAAGAAAAUGUCAAGAGAAAGGGCUCGGUCUAUAAGUCCUCAUAGGGUACCCUCUGGGGACCGGAGAGCGAGUCUUGGAGGCCAGAACUGUGGGAUUAGGGCUCCUGAUGUUGAGAAAGAAGGCUUUGGUAGGGGUUAUUCAAGAGACCAAUCAAGUAUAGUUGAUAAAGAAAGCGGUUCAGAUUGUUUGACGUCAAGUUGCUCCUUGGAAUCACAUUCCAGGAGAAGAAGCUGGUGUGGGAUAGCGAAAACAAGAAGUAGGGAGAUUCCAGACGCCGCAGUUGUCAAGCAUGAGAUAAUCCCUCUUCGCCAUAGUCCUAAUUGUUAUGUUUCACCAGUUUGUCCUGCUAGAUAUAACAGCAACGAUAUUAAUUCAAACACCAGAACAAGUAUAAAAGACAGUAGUCCAUCUCCAAAACCAGUUCAAAGUCCAAAAGGGAAUAGAAACUCUUCAUUAGCAAGAACUAGUAAGGAGCCAUUAACUGAAGCAGGGACACGCGCGUCAUCCAAUAAUAAAAAAUGGGAAGAAACUGACAUGUUGUGGGAUUCCCUUGCCUCUUCCUUGGUCGAACAGGGAAAGGAAGUACUAAGGCAAAGGGAUGUCGCUCUGCUUGCAGCCGUUGAGGCUUUGCAAGAGGCUGCUGCUACUGAGAGAUUGCUCAGGUGCUUAAGUUCAUUUUCAGAGCUUCAGUUGGCAAAAGAGGAUGAUCAGCAGCCUUGCAUUAACAAGUUUUUCAAGCUGCAAGAUUACAUGGCUCAGUGUAGAGCAAUUGUUCAUUCGUUAAGAAAUAUUAGUCCUCUAAGAACGGAUGAUAGUGAUCUGAGUAGUCCUGGUGCCAUGAGGGAAGCAGUAAAACUGGCAGUGGAUAGAAAGAGAAAUGCAACCACAUGGGUUAAAGCCGCUGUGGCAUCUGAUCUUGUCCCACUUUCUGCUUCUAGAACCAAAAAUGUUUCCGCAGAGGCAAAAAUUGCAGCAAAAAGCUCAAACAAACCAAGUCAGGUUGCCAAGCUGAAAGGCACUUCUACAAUUAGGAAGCGAAGGAACAUUUGUGAAUUUUAUUCUGGAUUGGCAGCUGAGAAGGAAGCUCUCCCAGAUUGGGUGAGGGGAAGUACCUUGGGUACAGCUCGAAAUUUGGCACAAGCUUUGCAGGAUGAAUGUAAAACAUGGUUUUUAGCUUAUGUAGAGAAAUAUUUAGAUAGAUUUAAAAAUAAAUGCCUUUUGAGGGUUCGUGAUAGACAGGUAGCUGAAUCUAUGUGUCAGAUCAAGAGAUUGAACGACUGGUUAGAUAUGAUGGAGAAGGAGGGAGGCAGUGACAACUUUACGCUGGAGAGUUCUAAAUUAGAAGCAUAUGGAAGGCUGAGGAACAAAAUAUACGGGGUCCUUUUGAAGCAUGUUGAAAGAACUGCGAUGGUUUUGGAGAAUAUGAGUGCAACUGCUGAAGGUUGGAACUCUGCGGGUUGCUCAAUCAGUUUGGCAUCAACGCAAGAGGAAUAAACUAACAGAACUCUGUUUAAACCUCGAGAACCUCACAUGGUAUUAACACCAAAAAGGUGUCAUUUGAAAGCCAAGAAGCAUUUAGUUUCAUUUUUCUUCUGUUGUUUGCUGCUAGGCACUAGCCAGACAGAGACAAAGAGUACAUGUUGGUGAUUCUGCGACCACAUGUUAGUUUUCUAAACAGCAA